Molecule: messenger RNA, 1698 nt
Organism: Plectropomus leopardus (leopard coralgrouper)
Lineage: Eukaryota; Metazoa; Chordata; Actinopteri; Perciformes; Serranidae
Gene: slc25a17
Product: solute carrier family 25 member 17
Biological process (GO): transmembrane transport
Cellular component (GO): peroxisomal membrane
Molecular function (GO): FAD transmembrane transporter activity; ATP transmembrane transporter activity; FMN transmembrane transporter activity
Source: RefSeq, a predicted model, not a curated record
AGCGAGUAGGCGUUUUAAAAACGGCCAGCAGCGGAAUGAGGGCUCCACAUCGGUUUCAUUUUCCAAACAGGAGUUUAAGAAAAUGGUCAGCGUGUUUAUUGUAGUCGAUCAAAAAUGUUUAGAAGCUUAAAUUAAACUGAUAACUCGAGAAAAUGAGUGACGCGAUUUUCUCGUACGAGAGUUUGGUCCAUGCUGUAUCAGGAGCAGUGGGAAGUGUGACAGCCAUGACAGUAUUUUUUCCUCUUGAUACUGCCAGACUGAGGCUCCAAGUGGAUGAACAUAGGAAGGCCAAAUCAACUCCAACCAUUCUGGCAGAAAUUGUCAAAGAGGAAGGACUACUCGCUCCGUACAGAGGCUGGUUCCCUGUCAUCUGCAGCCUCUGCUGCUCCAACUUUGUCUACUUCUACUGCUUCCACAGCCUCAAGGCGAGCUGGCUGAGGGGAAAGCAGUCGUCACCAAGUGCUGACUUAAUCAUAGGCAUUGCUGCAGGAAUUGUAAACGUACUGGUUACCACUCCUUUGUGGGUGGUCAAUACCAGGCUGAAGCUUCAGGGUGCCAAGUUCCGCAAUGCAGAAAUCCGGCCCACCAACUACUCCGGCAUUCUGGACGCAUUUGUGCAGAUCAUCCGUGAUGAGGGCGUGGGAGCACUGUGGAACGGGACCUUCACGUCUCUGCUGCUGGUGCUGAAUCCCGCCGUCCAGUUCAUGAUUUACGAAGGCCUGAAGAGGCAGCUGAGGAGAGGAGCUCCCAGGGAGCUGUCGGCUGUUGAGGCUUUUGUCAUUGGCGCUGUUGCCAAAGCUGCUGCCACCGUUGUUACCUACCCACUACAGACGAUACAGUCCAUUCUCAGGUUUGGUCAGUUCAACGAGUCAACAGACAAGUCAAAACUACUGUCCAGUCUCAGGACUAUCAAGUGUCUGUUGGUCAACAGAGUGAGGAAAUAUGGCAUAUUGGGUCUGUUUAAAGGCCUGGAGGCCAAGCUGCUGCAGACAGUGCUGACUGCUGCCCUCAUGUUUCUUUUCUAUGAGAAGAUCGCCAGCUGCACCUUCAGAGUCAUGGGGCUGAACGGCAAACACUACAAGAAACGCUAACUAGCCUCGCAACCAACGACAUUUAACCACGAUGCACUGAAUUAGCUUCUUUAUUAAGCCUGUCAUGUGUGCUGUCCUGCUCUUAAAAGGGAACACCACCUAAAUUCAGAUUUCCAGUGUGUUAUUUCCAUGGCCGAGGAGAGUUCAAUCAAUAACUGUGAACAUGAGCUACUCUCUCUCAAAGGCAGAAACCACAGAAGUAAGUCUCAAAAUUUCGAUGUCAUCUAGUAUAAAGUCGGGAGCAGCUCCUUUGACAAUAAAUAGGAGACUGAUUUUGAUGAUCCGCAAAAUUUCUGUUUUCUUUUUUAAUACCCUUAUGACAUCCAGACUCUACACUUGAUGACAUCACAAAUUUGAGCCUUAGCUUUACCUAUAUUUUCUGACUUUCUUAGACCAAAGGAAUAACAUGUAUGAAUUUUGAAAGUGGGUGUAGUUCCCCUUCAAAGCACUUAAUGACUGUAGUGAUCACAUGCUUACAGACUCCCUGAUGGGGACUUUAGCUCCUUGAAAAACUUUCUCAUUAACAUUUAAUGUGAAUUCUUCAUUUUAGCAAGUCCUUAUUAUUCCUGAGUGUAGAAAUAUCAAGUGUAAAAAAAUGGCCCUAACC